This is a messenger RNA of Passer montanus (Eurasian tree sparrow), 5644 nucleotides long. It is a transcript of the gene ALOX5, whose product is annotated as arachidonate 5-lipoxygenase. Gene Ontology annotation, biological process: lipid oxidation; linoleic acid metabolic process. NCBI's taxonomy places the organism in Eukaryota, Metazoa, Chordata, Aves, Passeriformes, Passeridae. Gene Ontology annotation, molecular function: arachidonate 5-lipoxygenase activity; protein binding; iron ion binding. The coding region runs from base 71 to 2266 and encodes 731 amino acids. Gene Ontology annotation, cellular component: nuclear envelope. The record is from RefSeq and is a predicted model, not a curated record. The transcript has 14 exons.
GAGCUGGAAUUCCGGGUGAGGGGUGCUGUGCCAGGGCAGGGUGCGGGGCCGGAGGCGCGGCAGAGGCGGGAUGGGGAAGGUGCGCCGGGCCGGGCCGGGCCGGGGAAGGGGCGGGCAGCGCCGGGCCGCCCUGUGCGCUGGCAGAGGAGGCGGCGGCGCUGGGCAGGGUCCGGGCGAAGGCGGGAGCGCGGCUCAGCAGCUCCGCUGGGGCCGUGCCGAGCCGAGCCGCGCCGCGGGGACCAUGCCGUCCUACACCGUCACGGUGGCCACGGGCACCCAGUGGUUCGCGGGCACCGAUGACUACGUGUACCUGACCCUGCAGGGCACGGACGGCUGCAGCGAGAGGCACCUCCUGGACAAACCCUUCUACAAUGACUUCGAGCGCGGCGCGGUUGACUCCUAUGAUGUGACUGUGGAAGAAGACCUUGGAGAAAUUCAGCUAAUAAAAAUUGAGAAACGGAAAUACUGGUACCAGGAUGACUGGUACCUUAAGUAUAUCACUGUUAAAACACCAGUGGGUGACUAUCUGGAGUUCCCCUGUUACCGCUGGAUUACGGAUGAAAAGGAGGUUGUCCUUCGAGAUGGAAGAGCAAAGCUCCCCCGAGAUGACAAGACUCAGAUUCUCAAGCAGCACAGGCGCAAAGAGCUCGAAUCCCGUCAGAAAAUGUACCGCUGGAAGGAGUGGCAUCCAGGCUUUCCGCUGAGCAUCGAUGCCCAUUCUCACAGUGAACUGCCUCGUGACAUCCAGUUUGACAAUGAGAAGGGAAUUGACUUCAUUCUGAACUACACAAAAGCGAUGGAAAAUCUUUAUGUCAACCGUUUCAUGCACAUGUUCCAGUCUUCCUGGAGUGAUUUUGCAGAUUUUGAGAGGAUUUUUGUCAGAAUCAGCAACACAAUCUCUGAAUAUGUGAUGCAACACUGGAGGGAAGAUUUUAUGUUUGGCUACCAGUUCCUGAAUGGAUGCAAUCCUGUGCUGAUCCGGAGAUGCACAGAGAUACCCAAGAAGCUGCCUGUGACCAUGGAUAUGGUAGAAUGCAGUCUGGAGAGGAACCUGACUCUGGAGGAGGAAGUGAAGCAAGGCAACAUUUUCAUUGUGGACUAUGAGCUGCUUGAUGGUGUGGAUGCCAAUAAAACAGACCCAUGCACAAUACAGUACUUGGCUGCACCCAUCUGUCUGCUGUAUAAGAAUCUGGAGAAAAAAAUUGUACCCAUUGCAAUCCAGCUUGGUCAAAAGCCUGGACCGGACAAUCCCAUCUUCCUCCCUUCAGAUGCCACCUAUGACUGGCUGCUAGCUAAAAUUUGGGUCCGUUCCUCUGAUUUCCACAUCCACCAGACAGUGACCCACCUGUUACGGACACACUUGGUCUCAGAGGUGUUCAGCAUAGCUAUGUUUCGGCAGCUGCCUGCUGUACAUCCCCUCUUCAAGCUCUUGGUGCCACAUAUGCGGUUCACAAUAGCCAUCAAUACCAAAGCCCGAGAACAGCUUAUCUGUGAAUGUGGUCUUUUUGACAAGGCAAAUGCUACGGGUGGAGGAGGACACGUACAAAUGGUGCAGAAAGCAAUGAAGGAUCUGACUUAUAGUUCCCUCUGCUUCCCUGAGGAGAUCAAAGCUAAAGGAAUGGACAGCAAAGAGGAUAUCCCCUACUACUAUUACCGGGAUGAUGGCAUUAGGGUCUGGGAGGCUAUAAAGAGUUUUGCAGAGGAUGUAGUUCACAUCUACUAUGAGAGCGACGAGGUGGUGUGUGAGGACGUGGAGCUGCAGGCCUUUGUCAAAGACAUUUACGUCUAUGGAAUGAGGGGUGUGAAAGCCUCAGGGUUCCCUAAGAUGAUCAGGACACGAGAGACACUAGCAGAAUAUCUCACAGUGAUCAUGUUCACUACAUCGGCUCAACACGCAGCUGUGAAUUUUGGUCAGUAUGACUGGUGCUCCUGGAUUCCCAACGCCCCACCAACAAUGCGCUGCCCUCCUCCAACAGAAAAGGGCACAGUCACCAUUGAGCAAAUUGUGGAGAGUCUGCCAGACAGGGGACGUUCUUGUUGGCAUCUUGGAGCUGUCUGGGCCUUGAGCCAAUUCCAGGACAAAGAACUGUUCCUGGGCAUGUACCCAGAUGAACACUUCGUGGAGAAGCCAGUGAAAGAGGCUAUGGCAAAAUUCCGCAAGAAUUUGGGUGAGAUUGUCAACUCCAUCACCGAGCGCAACAAGAACAAGAAGCUCCCUUACUACUACCUUUCCCCAGAUCGUAUUCCCAACAGUGUUGCUGUUUGAACACAUAGCCAGGAGAGUUUGAAGGCCUGUAAAGCUAAUGAUGUUUUUCUGUUAUAUGCUUCUUCAAUUAGCUUUUCAGAAAUGGAUAAGAAACCCACCCUCUCCAUCAGAGCUUGCUUAAGUCUAUUUGAACUUUCGAAAUAAAUUGGGUUAUGACCAAUCUUGCAAACAAAAUCUAACUGACAGCCCUCUAGGUCAAAUUUUUUACAAUUUGUUAUUUUUUCAGGAUUUUAAAACUAAUCUUAGAAUCAAUAGACAUGUCUCUAAAUAGAUAUGUUAUCUUUCUCUCUCCUUGUCAAAACAAUGUAAUCACAGAUUCACUUACGCAAUGGAAAUAGUAUCAUGAGCAAUAAGCACGUCACAUUUUAAAAUCCUUCCUGUUUUUAAUAGGUGACACUGGUGACAUAAAAAAAUAUCACUUUUAAAGUUUAUGCAUUGUUUCAAAUCUGAUUAAUGUGAAGUAUUUUCAUUACCAUCAUGAAUAUCCUAAUCAGGACGAAGGUAGAAGCAGGAAAUUUUUUUGACAUAGCUGAUGGGGUUUUAUCGCUUUCUUACCAAGUUCAUGGGAAAUGACAUCUCAUAGGAGAUGAAAAUUUUGUACCUUCUUAAACCUAAGUAUUUUCUACAUAAAACUUGGAAGGUUUGUUUUAGCCUCUGCCAUCAGAGUUUGAUGUCAUUCACAUGUAGGGAUAAAUGUUCUACUCAAGGCCGUGUCAGCAAGUACAGACCUAUGCUCAGUUUGUUUCAUUGCUGAGGCUGCAGGGAUUUGCGAGCAGUUUCUUCUGUUUUGUGGGGAAUUAAGAGGCUACUUUGUAUAAUGGAAAAAUUUGUGGAAAAGGCUUAAUUGACAGCUUCUAAGAGGAAUCUUUAGAUUUGGCCAGUUAAACAUGACUGACAUGUUCCAUCUUAGUUAUAAACCACUGAGUUUUGUUUUGUUUAGAGGUGUUUGUGUUCAAACACUUGGGCUCUGGUAAAAGUUGAGAAAGUCACUGAAAAAAGCAAAAUUGAGGUUUGUGAAAUUUAAGUUGUGGUUUUGCUGAUUAGAAUUUGGGUUUUUCUGAGAAUUUGUUCCUUGUACUUGAUCUGCCAGCAUGCAGUGUGCUUUCUCAAUAGAUAAGAAAAUUUCUUGUGCUAAUAAAAAAAACCUGAACAUCUAACUUCUAUUUCCUAAUUCAGCAUUUAAUACUAUAUGUCUCAAAAACCUUGUAGGAAUAAACAAAAUGUGCUGUGUAGAGAAAUGAAGCUUAUGUCAUUGACAAAUAUAGUUAUUUCUAUCAUUCAUGUGUAAUUUGGAAAAUAGUACUACUAAAAUAUGCAUCCUUUCAUAUGAAACAGAUAUGAAAACUGAUUUUAGACCAUUUACAGCAGACUGAUUCCUGUUUCUUGCCCCCAACCAAAGACUUCAAGAAAAAUGUAGAAGGUAAAACCAUUUCCUAUUAUUCAGUAGUACACUUAUGACAUAUGCAUCAUCUUCUCACUGCAGCCCAUGAGAAUUGAUGAGUGUAGAAGCAGAGUAGGGCAACAUGGAACAGGACCAAGGAAUCAGAGAGAACUUGUGAGCCCACUGCCUCGAAAAGUGCAACUUAAAUGCAACAAGCUGAUGCAAUAUAUCCAGCAUGCUAGCUCUGACUUUUGUCUUUCUGCUAUGUAAAGAGAAUGUCCUCUUGCUUCAGCUUUCAUUUGAUAAUGAUUUGCAUAGUCAAGUAUUUUUUAUAAAACAAAAUAUGGAAGGAGACUGGUGGAUGUUCUGUCACAUCUGUGCACUCUGCUGUAGCCUGUGGACCUGGGAUACAAGUACAGUUGAUGGGAGGUUUGGGGAAUUGAGUAUAUAGCUUUGAAAAUUGGCAUUAGCAUGUGAUUCAAUGGCAGGAAAGGCUGUGGAAAGAGGUAAAGAUACUAAAACUAAUACUGGCACCAGAAAAGAAGCAGAUACCUGCAAAUAGUAAAGUGCUUACAUUUCCAGGGGGUGUGCAUGUUGCUGUCCCACUCUCAGCUCUCUUUUCAGCUUGUCUCCAUCUCUCAGAAAGUCAUGUUCCUGUGCACAGGCCAUGGGUUCCUUCCCCACGUCUUUAGCCAUGACUUGCUCAGAGCUGUCUCCUAAAGUCACGGCACUAAGGUACAGUACCCACUUGCAGGUUCCCUCCUAGGUGGAAAUGAAAGUAUCAGCUGUCUCUGAAAUGUGUCAUGCACUCAGCUUAUGACAGACAUUACAGCUUGAUGUGCAUCGCCCCAGCUCUGCCAGGGUUUGACAGCCAGUCGCUCGUGUCUUGGCUGGAUGGCUGCUGCUACUGGCCAGUCCAAGGGAAUGUAGCCUGACUCUGCAACUCAGCCUCCCGUGCUGGAAAAUCAGUUGCAGUGAUUCUCAACUGGCUGAAAGACUGAACUAGUUCCAGGAAGUCCUUCCAGCAUAUCUGAGCCUGCUUUCCUCUUUUUGCAGGGUGAAUUUAACUCUAUAAACUACUCUUUGUAGGAUUGUCCCUUUCUCAACCCCCAAACAUACCUUGCAAUAAUGUGAUUCUCACUGCCCCAAAAACAAAGCCCUUCUAUUUCUUAGUCAUCCCAUAUGAAGUAAGCUACCCUUUCCCCAUCAAUCCCCAUUUUACGUGUGGGGAAAUGGAAUAAGAGCAAUGAAAUUCAGUAGAUCAGCUCUGAUUUGAUGUUUUUUUCUUUACAGAGAGACUGUGAGAAAGCUGUGUAUCUGAAGCAUGCUACUUUUAUCCUUCUAGAGAGCGGACAGCAAGUUCAGGCUUGGUUGCUCAGCAUUACUUGCUCUGUUGUGUGUUGAGCAGAACAUAAAAUAAACUCCCAAAGACAUAUUUCUAACUAGCAAGCUUCAACCAGCAACUGUCCUUUCCUGCUACAGUCAUAGCGACAUGGUAUCCUGGAAGAAAUUGCACACACUGAGAUAGUAUCACCAGGGCAUAGUUUGCUUUAUUUAUACUAUAAAAGGCAUAAAUAUUGCACAAUCUGAUGUGUCUGGUACAUUUAGAGGUUAACUGAGUCAUGGGUUUUUAUGGCCAGAAGACAGGGGUUUGAUUGCUUGGAUGAUUUCACCAUAACACAGACAUUUGGAUUUCCCUCUUCAAAUUCAAUACAGGGGUGCUGUAGAUCCUACAGAUCUAGGAAUCAUCUGUGAACACAUCCACUCACGAUGCACCAAAACAUGAUUCACCCUGGUGCUUGAGACACUUGUCUCACUGGUGAAUCCCUCUGAAUCCCUCAUGCUGUGAAAGAUAAAUGCUGUGUUUCUAGUUCAGUGUGCAUUCUAGCUUCACUUCUUGCACCAGAUGGCAUGCUUCUUGCAGCAGCCUUAUGUGACUGAAAAUCCUUCUCUGACCAUGUUCCCUACUACUUCCCCCUUUUUUUUUUUUGAUAUAC